ACAUAGGCAGACAGCGACCAACACCGGCACAGGGGAGAAGAGAAGAAGAGCUCACUCCACCACCCAAGAUCAAGAAAGAAACCCGAUCGACCGACAGAGGAAGAAGGAGAUGAACGCGGACUUCGGCGCGCCCAAGGACCUCGCGGGGGGCCUCCAGCACCGGAGGUCUCUCUACCGCCCCGCCCUCCCGCCCUGCCUCCAGGGCGCGACGGUGAAGGUUGAGUAUGGCGACCCGACCACGACCAUCGACCCCACCUGCGCCAACGUCGUCGCGGACGCCUUCCCCUGCACCUACGGCCAGCCGCUCGUCAGCUUCGUCGCGCCGCCGGCCGACGCCGCCGCCGACGAGGCCCGCAAGCCGCUCAGGGUGGGCGUGGUGUUCUCCGGGAGGCAGUCGCCGGGAGGCCACAACGUGAUCUGGGGUCUCCAUGAUGCUCUCAAGGCUUACAACCCUCACAGUGUUCUCUAUGGAUUCGUUGGUGGCACUGAGGGACUGUUUGCAAACAAGACAAUCGAGAUCACAGAUGAUGUUCUUGCUUCAUACAAGAACCAAGGUGGUUUUGAUUUGCUCGGUAGGAGUAUUGAUCAGAUCCGCAGCACUAAGCAAGUCAAUGCUGCAAUGACCACAUGCAACAACCUAAACUUGGAUGGACUGGUCAUCAUCGGAGGAGUGACAUCCAAUUCAGAUGCUGCACAACUUGCAGAGACCCUUGUCCAGAAUAACUGUAAGACCAAGGUCGUAGGUGUGCCCGUUUCACUGAAUGGUGAUCUCAAGAACCAGUUUGUUGAAACAACAGUUGGAUUCGAUACAGUGUGCAAGGUUAAUUCUCAGCUUGUGAGCAAUGUUUGCCUCGAUGCAAUCUCAGCUGGAAAGUACUACUAUUUUGUCCGCCUGAUGGGCAGAAAAGCAUCUCAUGUGGCCUUUGAAUGCGCACUUCAAUCACACCCAAACAUGCUUAUCUUAGCAGAGGAGGUGGCACUAUCAAAACUCACACUGAUGGAAGUUAUAAGCAAGAUAUGUGAUGGAGUACAAGCAAGGGCAGAAUUAGGGAAAUUCCAUGGUGUGCUCCUUAUUCCAGAAGGGCUGAUAGAAAGCAUUCCAGAAAUGUAUGCUUUGAUUCAGGAAAUCAAUAUCCUCCACAACAACAAUGUUCCUGUGGCAGAGAUGCCAUCACAACUGUCUCCAUGGGCAGCUGCACUGUUCCAGUUCUUGCCACCAUUCAUCAGAAGAGAGCUGCUCCUCCAUCAAGAAUCGGACAACUCUGCCCAGCUGUCCCAGAUUGAUACUGAGCAAUUGUUGGCCCACUUAGUAGAAGCAGAAAUGAUAAAGAGAACAAAAGAAGGAAGGUACAAGGGAAGGAAGUUCAGCUCUGUGUGUCAUUUCUUUGGAUAUCAGGCUCGAGGAUCCGUCCCGUCAAACUUUGACUGUGACUAUGCUUAUGCUCUUGGCCGUAUCUCUUUGCAUAUGAUAGCAGCUGGCUUGACUGGGUACAUGGCAACUGUAGCCAAUCUGAAGGACCCUGUAGACAAGUGGCGAUGUGCUGCUGCUCCUCUAACUGCAAUGAUGAGUGUCAAAAGACACUUACGUGGUCCUGGAGCAAUCCCAAUAGGAAAACCUGCCAUUCAUCCUUCUCCAAUUGACCUGAAAGGGAAGGCUUAUGAGUUGCUGCGAGAGAAAGCUUCAAGCUUUCUCCUUGAUGAUUUCUAUAGGACCCCUGGAGGCAUUCAAUACGAAGGGCCAGGUUGCAAUGCAAAGCCCAUCACACUGACCAUUGAGAACCAAGACUACAUGGGUGACAUCGAGAUACUGAAAGACUGUCUCAGCAAGGUGAGGACCAUGGUGAAGCCCGGCUGCUCGAGGGAGGUUCUGAAGGCGGCGAUAAGCUCGAUGUUGUCGGUGACGGACGUGCUGACGGUGAUGUCACACCCGCUCAACGCCGAGCUGCCACUCUACCAUUUCAACUGAGCGUUGUAGAGAAUAAGUCCAGUUUUGUAACACCGGCAGAGACUGGCAUAUUGGGCUACUGGUAUUUGGUAGCUUCAUCCACUUCAUUUUCGUUUCUGUUCGUUUCUUGGGGGUGCGGUGAGAAACACUGGAGUUCAUGUCAAUAAACAUCGGAAACGGUAGUUGAUCCUGAAGCGCAGCUGUCCCAGGAUCUGAAAUGCAUGUGAUGUAAUUGGUGUUUUGCAAUUUUGGAGCUCAAAUUAUCUGGUUGAAAUUUGUGGUGUUAUGCAAAUGGGAAUGAAACUUGUAUACUACUGCGUUCGGUA
Messenger RNA from Oryza brachyantha (malo sina), 2271 nucleotides. Its product is annotated as pyrophosphate--fructose 6-phosphate 1-phosphotransferase subunit alpha-like. Gene Ontology annotation, cellular component: cytosol. Gene Ontology annotation, molecular function: diphosphate-fructose-6-phosphate 1-phosphotransferase activity; ATP binding; 6-phosphofructokinase activity. The transcript is spliced from 19 exons. The coding region runs from base 110 to 1966 and encodes 618 amino acids. The record is from RefSeq and is a predicted model, not a curated record. NCBI's taxonomy places the organism in Eukaryota, Viridiplantae, Streptophyta, Magnoliopsida, Poales, Poaceae. Gene Ontology annotation, biological process: response to glucose; photosynthesis; glycolytic process.